CACCAACCACGCUUUGACCAACCAGGCAAUCUCUAAACACAGGAAAGCUUGCUUCGGCAAUCCAUGCAUCAAGCCCCGAGAUGCACCACUUCUGCUAGACUAGUUAUUCUCCACAGACGGUCGCAAGAGACCGUGCGGUGUAACACUGCGGCCUGAAUUCGCACCUCGCCACAUCGACUUUAUACGAGGACCAGGGCUCCCAAACGGUGUCGACUGUGCGACGACCUGUUGAUGCGAUGGCGAGCAAAGCCAAGUCCCGCUGGGCGGACGACGAGGCCGACGCAGAACUCGAGGCGCAAUUGAAGAAGGAGAAGGAGGAGAAGAAACGCCUCAAGGCCGAGAAGGCUCGCAGGCUUGAAGCAGAGAAGCAAGCUCGGGAAGCUGCUGCCGCGGCCGCGGCCGCAGCACAAGCACAAGCACAAGCAGAGGGCGACGGCGCAAACGGGCCUCCAGCCAAGCGACGAAGGAUAUCACCCGAACGCGAGACGGCGCAAGCUGCCGGGACAUCGGAAGGCGGUAACGAUGCACCAAAACUUCUACGGUUCGAUGGCGGCGUGUUCGGCAAGUCUCGCAGCGUCGAGAACUACGACAAGCUCAACGACAUCGAGGAGGGCGCAUACGGCUGGGUGUCGCGGGCGAAGGAGGUUAGCACAGGCGAGGUGGUUGCGCUCAAGAGGCUAAAGAUCGACCCCAACGACCGCGGCGGGCUGCCGGUUACUGGACUGCGCGAGAUACAGAUCCUGAAAGACUGUGAUCACCGAAAUGUGGUCAAGUUACGGGAAGUGGUCGUGGGAGACGACACGAGCAAGAUUGAGAAGUUAGUCCCCCCCUCUCUCUCUUCGAACGCCAUUUUAAGCCUCGUGCUCACAUUGUUCUCGUUGUUCCAGCAUCUUCCUCGUCCUCGAAUUCCUCGAACACGAUCUGAAAUCCAUCCUCGAAGACAUGCCCGAGCCGUUUCUCGCGUCCGAAGUCAAGACCCUCCUCCGACAACUCGCCUCGGGGGUAGCCUACCUCCACGACAAAUGGAUCCUCCACCGCGACCUCAAGACCUCCAACCUCCUCCUCAACAACCGCGGCCAGCUCAAGAUUGCCGACUUCGGCAUGGCGCGCUACGUCGGCGACCCGCCACCGAAACUAACCCAGCUCGUCGUCACGCUCUGGUACCGCGCCCCCGAACUCCUCCUCGGCGCGUCUCGGUAUACGGGCGCCAUCGACAUGUGGAGCGUAGGCUGCAUCUUCGGCGAGCUCCUGACGCGCGAGCCGCUCCUCCAGGGCCGCAACGAGGUCGACGAGCUGACCAAGAUCUUCGAGCUCUGCGGCGUCCCGACCGAGGAGUCCUGGCCGUCCUUCCGGCGGCUGCCCAACGCGCGGGGGCUGCGCCUGCCCUCGGGCGGCAAGGCUACCGGGUCCGCCAUCCGUGCCAAGUUCCCCUUGCUCACCGCUGCCGGCGUGAGCCUGUUGAACAGCCUGUUGGCGCUGGAUCCGGACAAGAGGCCGACCGCGAAAGAGAUGCUCGAGCACGAGUAUUUCAAACAAGACCCCAAGCCGAAGCAGGAGGCCAUGUUCCCGACAUUCCCGAGCAAAGCCGGGCAGGAGAGGAGGCGGAGGCGGGAGACGCCAAACGCGCCGGCGCGGGGCCAGCAGGCGGCAGAUCUUGGCACCGUGGAUUUCAGUGGGAUAUUCUCGGGGAGGGAACGGGAGGAGAAGGGAGGGGGGUUUUCGCUGCGGAUGGUGUAGAGGCUGCUCCGUGGCGCAUAUCCUACUAGGACGGCGUGGUCUGGUUACCGAUAGGCAAUGUGCCAAAAGAAAGUCUGAGAGACGCAUGAACGUCGUAAGAUAUGCUUCAUUAAGCUACCUGAUAGAUAUGCAAUGUCAUGACGCGGAGAUGAUGCAAAAGAUGCUGUCACCCCGUCCUGGUCUUUUUUCGAUUUUGAGCCCGACCUGGGCAAAGUGAUGGCCCGAACAAAAUGC
Molecule: messenger RNA, 1971 nt
Organism: Thermothelomyces thermophilus ATCC 42464
Lineage: Eukaryota; Fungi; Ascomycota; Sordariomycetes; Sordariales; Chaetomiaceae
Exons: 1
Coding region: 943-1737 (264 amino acids)
Biological process (GO): protein phosphorylation; regulation of mitotic cell cycle
Cellular component (GO): nucleus
Molecular function (GO): ATP binding; cyclin-dependent protein serine/threonine kinase activity
Source: RefSeq, a predicted model, not a curated record